Messenger RNA from Zymoseptoria tritici IPO323, 2157 nucleotides. RefSeq lists its product as uncharacterized. Gene Ontology annotation, biological process: intracellular signal transduction; peptidyl-serine phosphorylation. NCBI's taxonomy places the organism in Eukaryota, Fungi, Ascomycota, Dothideomycetes, Mycosphaerellales, Mycosphaerellaceae. Gene Ontology annotation, cellular component: spindle pole body. The coding region runs from base 1 to 2157 and encodes 718 amino acids. The transcript is spliced from 4 exons. The record is from RefSeq and is a predicted model, not a curated record. Gene Ontology annotation, molecular function: ATP binding; protein serine/threonine kinase activity.
AUGCCGACGCUGCUUCUUCGGUAUCGCGGUGGACGGGACGAGACCAUUGGAUAUCCAUUAUUGUGUGCGAGCUGGGAUGAGAGCUUCCACCUCGAUCGCCUCUCCUUCCGACCUCUCGGCGCAAUGGCUUCCAACACGUCACAGACUCCCGGCGCGCAGAAGCUCGACUUCACCCUGCCUGUCCCUCCACCACUAAUGCACACCCGCUCCACCAACGACGCUCGCAGUAUGCCUGGCACGCCGAUACACGACCAAGAUGCAUUCAUCUCGCCGCCGCAAACCCCUCAAGGCAGUCCGAGCAAGAACAAAAUGCCUCCGGGCGCCUUUGACCUGCCCAAUGUCUUCGCAAACGCUAUGAAGCUCCUGCCCACACAAGGACAAUCAAACCACGGUGCGCUCCAGUCGAGACAGCAGGGAGCGGGCACACCCAACAAAUACGACUACGAGAUCGACCCAUUCGCCGCAGCGGACGCUAAAGCAGGCGCGCCAGGCAGUCCCACCCGCAAGAAUGGCAAGGAGAACACACCGCCGAGCAGUCGUCCGCAAAUACAACAAACACAGAGCUUCAUCAAUCAGGCCGCUGCGAGCCGACAGGCACCAUACAGCUCGCGAGAAGACCUCUCACCUGGCCGCCAACCCAAGACCAUCUCGAAUGGACUGACGCAAGAGGAGAUUGAAAAGCUACAAAAGCCGAGUGUUAAGAGACUGGCAAAUGUUACACAACUUUACUUCCUCGACUACUACUACGAUCUGUUGUCGUACGUCCACAACCGUCAAAAUCGCUUGCAAGCAUUCAAGGCGCACAACCCUCCACCAACACCGUCAAUGCCCGCAGGAGAUGUGGAUAAGCACGAUCAAUUGUGGACGCAAUACCUGGGCCAUGAGCGUGCGAACCUCCGACAGCGACGGACCAGACUUCGACAGGGCGAUUUCCAGAUCCUGACUCAAAUCGGCCAGGGUGGGUACGGACAGGUGUAUUUGGCAUCGAAGAAGGAUACCCGUGAGAUUUGCGCCCUCAAGGUCAUGAGCAAGAAGCUGCUUUUCAAGCUGGAUGAAGUCCGUCACGUCCUCACCGAGCGCGACAUUCUCACCAAUGCUAAGAGCGAGUGGUUGACACGCUUGUUGUAUGCAUUCCAAGACGACAACAGCAUCUACCUGGCAAUGGAGUAUGUUCCCGGCGGCGACUUCCGCACGCUGCUGAACAACACUGGUGUACUACACAACCGUCAUGCUCGAUUUUACAUUUCCGAAAUGUUUCUUUGUGUUGAUGCCCUGCACACCCUCGGAUAUAUUCAUCGCGAUCUGAAGCCGGAGAACUUCCUCAUCGACGGGACGGGUCACGUCAAGCUCACAGAUUUUGGGCUGGCUGCGGGCUUCCUCGCUCCUGCCAAGAUCGAGAGCAUGCGGAUCAAGCUCGAGGAAGUCGGCAAUCUCCCAUCCUCAGCAAUUCCUUUUGGUCGACCCAUGGAGGACCGGUCUCUUUCCGAGCGUCGUGAAGGCUACCGUUCGCUGAGAGAGCGCGACGUCAAUUACGCCAAAUCCAUUGUUGGGUCACCAGAUUACAUGGCUCCCGAAGUGCUCAAGGGUGACGAGUACGAUUUCACUGUCGACUACUGGUCUCUCGGCUGCAUGCUCUUCGAGGCUCUUGCCGGCUACCCUCCAUUCGCUGGAGCAUCGGUAGAUGAGACCUGGCAGAAUUUGAAGCGAUGGCAGCAAGUAUUGCGCAAGCCGGAAUACGAAGACCCGAGCUACUUCCUCUCUCGUCGCACGUGGGAUCUCAUCACCCGCCUCAUCAACGUCAAGGGCAACAGACUGCGCGGCAUCAAUCAGGUCAAAGAUCAUGACUACUUCAAGGAGGUGUCCUGGGAUAAGAUACGACAGGAGCGCGCACCGUUUGUGCCGGAACUCGACUCAGAGACGGAUGCUGGUUACUUUGACGACUUUGGCAACGAGAAGGAUAUGGCCAAAUACAAAGAGGUUUUGGAGAAGCAGGAGGCUCUCGAGCGAAUGGCAGAUCGGGGUGGCGAGAUUGGACGCUCUCAGUUCGUGGGCUUCACAUUCAGACAUCGCAAGCCUGCCACGGAGGACGGUGGUCGACCCGCUAGCCCGCGUAAACCACUCGCGGAGGUCAACGAGAACUUCGGCACCAUGUUCUAG